ACAGACAUAUCUCGGAAGUAUUUGGUGGGUUCCUGUGACGUAAUUGGAGCAUUACUAGUCUAAUAAAGAAAUUAAAUCAAAUCUAAUAUCCUACAAUAUUACUAGAAAAGCAAAGAGCAAAGUAAAUGGUAGGGGUGGAUCUGACUUUGUCUAAUAUAUAAAUAACCAUAAUAUAUACAUAAUAUAUACAAAGUUAUUUAUAUCUAUAAUAGGGUCCUGGUAAGGUUCUUAAAUGGAUGACAAAAAAUAAUAACAUAAAGAGAAAAUGUCUGCGGAUGUCGUGAAUGUCGUCGGCCGUCGAGUAAAAAUCAUGUUGGAGAAGACUAAUUUCCGUAAUUUACUAUUGCUCAUAUUAACCUAAGAGCAAGUAGAUGUUAAGUUCAUUGUCAAGACAAUCAAGGCAAUCAAUUCAAUUUCAAUUUCAAUUCCAUUCUCGUAGAUUUAAAGCUUCAAGAAUGCAUGGUCGUGCCACUAAAAUCGAAAUCAUUCAAAAGGGUGAUGGUAUAACUUUUCCAAAGAUUGGAGAUUUAGUUACUAUUCAUUAUACUGGUACUUUAGAAAAUGGUAAAAAAUUCGAUUCCUCUAGAGAUAGAGGUAAGCCAUUCCAAUGUACUAUUGGUGUAGGACAAGUUAUUAUGGGAUGGGAUUAUGCUAUUCCAAAAUUAUCAUUAGGUGAAAGAUCUAAAUUAAUUAUUCCUGGUUUUGAAGCUUAUGGUGAAAGAGGAUUUCCUGGUUUAAUUCCUCCAAAUGCCACAUUAAUUUUUGAUGUUGAAUUAUUAGGUAUUAAUUAGUGUAUAUAUGUAGUGUAUGUACAUAUAUUACUA
Molecule: messenger RNA, 824 nt
Organism: Scheffersomyces amazonensis
Lineage: Eukaryota; Fungi; Ascomycota; Pichiomycetes; Serinales; Debaryomycetaceae
Gene: RBP1
Product: peptidylprolyl isomerase
Exons: 1
Coding region: 372-791 (139 amino acids)
Biological process (GO): protein peptidyl-prolyl isomerization
Cellular component (GO): cytoplasm
Molecular function (GO): peptidyl-prolyl cis-trans isomerase activity
Source: RefSeq, a predicted model, not a curated record